AGGCCUUAACUUUUUUUCUUUGCUUAAAAAGGAAAGACUGUAGAGAAAAAAAACAUAAAUCAAAAGAGGAUAGGAAUUAGAAGAAAAAAAAAAACCCUAAAUCCACCGAAACCACGCAGCCCUCAGCCGUUUAUAAACCUAUCGCCUCUUUACAUCGGAGACCAAUCUCAUCCUAAGAACACGCUUCCUCAUCUUCCUCUCGACAGUAUCUCUUCUUGUCUCGGUUUUACAGUUGGAUUCAGAUAUCAGCCUUGAAUUUUUUACUCGAUAACUAGCAGCAAUUAUGGAUGAUUGGGAGGAUGAGCAACUUGCACCACUUCCAGCUAAAGUUGUGCUUAAAAGUAACUGGGAUGAUGAGGAUGUAGAUGAGAAUGAUAUUAAGGACUCUUGGGAGGAUGAUGAUGACGAACCUGCUCCGCCUCCUCCUGUAAAGCCUCCUACAGAGAAGGCUCCUCCCAAGAAAGCAGCAGCAGCCAAAGCUGCUGAAAAGAAGGGAAAAGCAGCCGAUGUUCCAAAAGAAGCUCCAAAAGAAGAACCUCUUGAUCCCAUCUCUGAGAAACUUCGCAUGCAGAGGCUUGUUGAAGAAGCUGACUACCGAGCAACUGCUGAACUCUUUGGAACUAAGGUUGACGAGAAAAACGUUGAUGUGUUCAUCCCCAAGUCUGAAGCUGAUUUUUUGGAAUAUGCUGAAAUGAUUUCUCAGAAGCUUAAACCAUACGAGAAAAGUUAUCAUUAUAUUGCGCUACUCAAAGCAGUCAUGAGACAUUCCUUAACCAACAUGAAGGCAGCAGAUGUUAAAGAUGUUGCUUCGUCCAUUACAGCAAUAGCAAAUGAAAAACUUAAGGCGGAGAAAGAAGCUGCUGCUGGCAGAAAAAAGACUGGUGGGAAGAAGAAGCAACUGAUUGUAGAUAAGGCGAAUGACGAUCUAGUGGCUGGUCCUUAUGAUGCCAUGGACGAUUUCGACUUCAUGUAGAUUAUAAGAGCUUUUUAAAGGAAUGCUAUUUGGAUUUGUCUAUUUCAUCAUUUAUCACUCAGAAGAAUAGCAAAAUGUUUAUUAUUUCUGGAAAUAUACUUGGAACAAAAAAGCUUGAUUUUAUGAGUUUUGGUCUGUUUGGUCUGGAGAGAUUCUCCAAAAGAGUCGUGUUUUGUUUUUGUUUUUGAAUUAAUACUUGAAUCAAUUUGAUGGUGAUAUAAAAUUAAACAUUGUUCUGAA
Messenger RNA from Eruca vesicaria subsp. sativa (arugula), 1213 nucleotides. NCBI's taxonomy places the organism in Eukaryota, Viridiplantae, Streptophyta, Magnoliopsida, Brassicales, Brassicaceae. The record is from the annotation of a GenBank genome assembly.